AGGAGAUAAGGCGGGGCUAAGCUUGAUAUAUAGCAGGAAGGAAGGGACUCAAUUUUUGUAUUGCUUUCCUGAAACGUGGGCUCCUCAGGAUAGCUGCCUGAGUAAUCUUCAACAUUUAAUGCCAUGUGCUGAGAAGGGCACCAAAAGUGGGGUCGGUGGGAGAGCGGCCCGCUCUGUGCUUCAGAAGCUGAGCUUCAAGAGUGAAGCGGAAGAUUGGCCACCUUUGGGGACAAGCGCUGUCUUCGCCUCGGGUGGUCAACAGGCAGGUUGGUCACGGAGCAGUUUCCAGGGCAACAUCUUGAUCUGCGACUGUGAUUCAACAACCCCCAAAAAGGCUCGAGACCGGGGAACUCAGAGGAACACGACGCAGAGAGUAAGGGGAUCAGAUGCAAUAGCACUUACAGGACUGGCGUUCUAGAAGCUGACGGACUCAGUAGGAGACCGCUGAGGAGAGGGCGCAGCGGCCAGACACCGGGCAUCAGCAGAUUGCUUGAAAGGAGGAGGUGGGGAAGACUGGUAUCAUCUGCUCAGUCUGAGUGGCCUCUCUUGUGACUUUGUUGUAACUGCCUAAUUGCUGUAGGGUGUUGUUAUCUAAGUGCUCGGGAGGGAACUGAUCUGAUCCGGGCUCAGGGAGUGGAAACAUUGCGGCUCGGUGGUCACACUUCUAGCUGUGACCGCAGCAUCGUUUGCACUCAUACAACUCGUACGGUGCCUCGGGACUGGUAUUUGGUCAUCCAGUAGGUAAGGGAAGUAGAUCUCUUGAAUUCAAGGUUACCCCUCAGAUCACAAUGAGGUCUAUCCUAACAAGAUGGUUACUCGUGAUAGGAAUGACAGAAAUCUGGAGGCAAGGGAUCUCGAGACCAAGAACCCAGAUUUCCCCAAAGAGCUGGAAUGAGACUGCCAUGAGGAUGGUUUGGAAUAACGGGGGCAUCACCCGCUGGGUAGGGGGAGAAAGAAAGAAUUCCUCCAACUGGAGUAUUUGCACUCAGAAUACCAAAGCCUUUGAGGCAGUCGAUUGGCUUUGGUUGGUGAAGGUCUUGGGUCGACUACUUAUGCAGGGUCCUUGGGGCGCUAGUCUGAACCAGAUUCUAAAUACCUUCACCCAGGAUCUGGGCAACCCUAUCACCGUAAGGAAGGACCAGUUGCCGGUCAUACAAAAUAACAGCACCUUCAGGACAGAUGUGGACAGGGACCACCGAGAUAUCUGUUGGGUGGGGCUGAACCAGAAAAAACAAUUGAAUUAUACGUUAAGCGAGAGAAUCAGAGUCGAAAUUCCAUGGCUUCCCCCGUGGGUCAGGAAAGGCCUAGCCGAGAAUGCCAUCCUAAAGAAGAGACCCCUCUGGGCCCUCCUGAAAGACAGAUCGGUACACAGCAGGUUCUGUCCCAUGAGGGAAACAGUGACAAUCUGGUCCAUUGGGGCCUUUUGGGUAAGCUGGUCCUACUCAGAAUGUUUCUCUUACAGUCGUGUUUGGGGAAUAACAGAACUGGGAACGGGGGUGUGGAAUCUGGUCAUUGAGACCAAUUUACAGUCAAGGAAUCAAGCCCAGGGGAACCAGGAGUUGGGGGAGGUCUUUACUCUUGCCUUCCAAACCGCUAGCCAAGAGUGGACCCAAUUACAUCUCUUAAGAGCAAAGAUGAAGGAGCUGUUAGAGAAGCACAGUGAGAUGAUGGGCCAGCUGUUCCAGAUUGUACCCGCAGGAGCAUGGUGCCACGAUGCCCAAAGAAUAGUUUUCACCAUGCUGUUAUGUAUGCAACGGGAAGUAUACCUGCAGAAGGGGCUAGAAGAGCUGACCCAUUUUUUACCCUCCAAAUCCCACCCAGUAAGGGAUCCUCCACAGUGUCCAGGACUGGUAGGGGGGUGCUACGGAAAAGGGCAGGGGGAUAGCAUUCAGGUAUGCAGACAGUCUGGGCCACCAUUCUGUCAGUUUCCAAUUGGGAUUGUGGAAAAGGGGGAAUGGGUAAGACUGGCAUGUACCUGGGUAGAAACCUGGAAUGGCACACAUAUCAGCAUCUGGUCCUCAGAGACCUGUAGCCCAGACAACCCUGGGAACCUCAGGGACAGCUUUUGGUGUCCCUCGAGGCAAAAGAGGGAUAAAAAUUGGUCAGUAGCCUGGAUCAACCUCACGAGAGGAUCCCGGUACUUGAGGGAUGGACGAUACGCCCAGUGUAGUUUAACCGGGAGGGCAAUCAAGAGACGAACCCGAGCCUGGGGGGAAUGGGGACACCAGACCUUCAUGACAGGGAGCUGGUGGAUUCUCAACAAUUCCUGUUGGGUCAAUAUCAGCGGGAAAGUAAUUUUCCCAGCAUUAGGCAUCAAAGGACCCACCGUACGGGGGAACCUGACACCACCCAGUCUCACCUCCAAGGAUAGUGACUACCUGGAAAGGGUCUUGAGGGCUUGGGAUAAUGGGACACAAACAUGGGAGAUUGUGGUGAGCCAGCUCCGAAUGGCCAUUGAAAAAGCUGUAUCCCGAGCCAAAGAGUAUGGCCAAACUUGUCAAAGGUGGAAGGAGGACUGGUUGUUUCUCUGUUCAUCAGAGUCAUUGCUGAUAAACAUCAUCCAUGCAUGUGUACUUGCCAUCCUGGCUGGUAUUGUGCUUGGAAUGGGAUUGCUAAUCCUAUGCAAAUACUAGAACCAGCAGAAAGCUGUCCAGAGACCGAAGGAUUUACUCGGCUCUGGGGGUCACGGAGGCCCACAAGAGAAAAGAAGGUGAAGGCAUGUAAGGAGAAACAGAGACUCUGGAGAAGAGGGAGUGAUGGGCUUAUGAUGGCAAAAAUAAAAUAAGCAAGCUAGUUUAGGGUGGGAAAUUCUAACACUAGAUGUGGAGGGGGAGGGAUAUGAUUGAGUAGAAACCUAGAACUAACUCAUGGGUACUAGGAGGUAAAUAUGACAGUUAGUGCAAACACAGUAGAGAAAUUAAAAGAGAUGACCCAUAACUGCGUACAGAAGAUGACGUCGACUGAACGCAGAACAUGGCCCAACAAACGAGCCAUAAAAGGGAUGUCCGGAGAAGGGUGGAGGACGAACAGCUGGGAUGAUGACAGACGGACCUCCAUGAUGAGCCAAGGCGAAGCCAAGGUGGACUUUAUGGGGGAGGGAAGGGACUCAAUCUUUAGAAAAAAUGGGCCUGUAACAUAUGCUCCUCAGGACAAGAGUACCCGAGUAAUAAACCUUCAAUAUUGAA
Messenger RNA from Tachyglossus aculeatus (Australian echidna), 3185 nucleotides. RefSeq lists its product as uncharacterized. The record is from RefSeq and is a predicted model, not a curated record. The transcript has 2 exons. Bases 789 to 2633 code for a protein of 614 amino acids. Lineage: Eukaryota; Metazoa; Chordata; Mammalia; Monotremata; Tachyglossidae.